AUGCCACAUUGUAAGGAAAUAAAAUUUGUUAACGUCUGGCGCACAUGUAAUAAAAUUAGAGCAGCGAUUUUUCGCUUGGGCAUAAAUCUUUAUGAUUAUUUCAAUGAAGUGGACGUUCACGGGAUAUGCUUAAUUUCUGAAUCUCAGUUCAUAUCGGUAGUAAAUGGACAGCUUGGAGCAAUUAUAGGAUUAUCUGACCAAGAAAUUGCAGAAUUGGCAGAUUAUUUUCGAGUUCCAGAUGGAAGAAUUUAUUACACACAAUUAUGUGAUGUUAUCCAUCAGAGUGUACCAGACUUUGAUAAAAAUCCUUGCCUAACAACAGGCUUGGAAUGGGAAGAUCCUAUGCAUGCAAACAGAUUAAGUGCCACCGAAGAGAGACGUUUAAGUCUUCUAAUAACAAAAAUUGCAUCUUUAGUUAAUAUAAGGAAACUGAUAUUGAGGCCAUAUUUUCAGGACUAUGAACUGGUUGCAAAAAAUAGCGGAACAAUUAGCUUUGCCCAUUUUGCUAGAAUAUUGGCAUUUCUGAACAUACUUGUUUCUGCUGACGACUUUAAUCUCCUGGUUAAAAAAUAUAAAAAGGAUUGCUACACUCUCAGUUACCUAGGAUUUCUAAGUGCUAUUGAUCAGGUUGUCGAAUAUAUGAAUAAAAAUGGGAUUUUAGAUUUAAGUGGGGACAUCAUAAGCCUUUUUCCGGGAAGGGUGAUUUACGCAGAAUUACCAAAAUUACCUAGACCAGAAAUAGGCAAAAUCUCAGCGGUCCGGCUCUUUGGGACCCAAAAUAUAUUUCAUCCAGCUCUUAAUGACCCCAAAAAGUUGCAAGACAUAUUAACAACAAUGGUUUCUAUUCAGGAUCAUGUCUUGAAAAACAGAUUAAGGGUUAAUGAAUUCUUCAAGGACUUCGACGUAAUGAACUGCGGCAGAAUUACUGUGUCUCAGUUCCACAGAGGCUUAGAUGCAUUACUUCUUAGCGGAAGACAAAGGCUUUUUAUAUCCUUACCAGAAGUCCAAACAGUUAUUAACCAAUAUAAGGAUCCAUCGGACCCUACAACAGUGUGUUGGAAAACGUUUGAGGAUGAUGUUGAUCACGUGUUUACAACAAAGGGUCUAGAGAAAGCUCCAAGUUUAAGAAUAGAUCCACCACCUAUGGAAAUUCGAGAGUUACCUAGACUAGGAGGAAAACAUUGGCAGACUGUGAAUCCUUCUAUGCGAUCCUUGUGCGAAGAAGCUGUAGACAAAGUCAAACAAAAAAUAAUACACAGGAGGAUAUUACUAAAACCAGUAUUCAAAGACUUUGAUAAGCAUAACAAUGGUCACGUUAGCAGAAGCCAAAUGAGACAAGCGCUUUGUUCAAAUGGCAUCCUCCUAUCUGAUGAGGAAGUUGUAGCUUUGGAAGAACGAUUUAAUAAUGAUAUGGGUUUCAAUUAUGUUUGGUUCCUAAAAGACGUAGAACCACGUCCUGAUGAAGAGCCAUUGCCAGAGAAAAUUAAACCAACCAGACAAGAGCAGGAUAUCGUUCAGGUUAUGGCUAAAGUUAAAGGGAAAGUUGUUAGAGAGCGGAUCAGAGUAUUGGAAUUUCUGCGAGACUUUGACAGAUGUAACGAACGUGUUAUUAGUAGAGAGAACUUUAAAAGAGGUUUGUCAGUAUGCAAGCUGGAACUUACUGAAAACGAACUUGAAACUUUAAUGGACGUUUUUGCCUCUCCACUGAGAAGAGAGUGCGUAGACUACAGAAGAUUUUCGGAUGUUGUUGAAGAAGCAUUUACACAAAAAUGUCUUGAGAGAGCACCUCUAAUAGUACCUGUUCAACAUGUGCCAACAAGGGACUGUGAAAAGAAUUUCCUCAAUUUCGACGAACGUCAAAUUUUAUCAGUUGCUUUACAAAAAUUAGCUAAAAAACCAGACCUCCAAAUGAACCUUUCCUCAGUUUUGCAGGACUUCGACAAGACAAACUGCGGCACAGUUUCGACAACGAAUUUCCUACAGGCUCUUACGUUGAGGGGAAUGAAUAACCUAAUAUCAAGUCAAGAGUUCGAUAUGAUCUGUAAAUGCUUCAGUUUUGAGAGGGGGAUGAGAAAUGAAGUAGAUUACAGGGCGUUCAUGAAAGCUCUUGAUAUUUUAUAUGCCACUGAAAAGUAUAAUCCAUUUUAA
This is a messenger RNA of Anoplophora glabripennis (Asian longhorned beetle), 2148 nucleotides long. RefSeq lists its product as uncharacterized. The transcript is spliced from 12 exons. NCBI's taxonomy places the organism in Eukaryota, Metazoa, Arthropoda, Insecta, Coleoptera, Cerambycidae. The record is from RefSeq and is a predicted model, not a curated record. The coding region runs from base 1 to 2148 and encodes 715 amino acids. Gene Ontology annotation, molecular function: calcium ion binding.